GAGGCAGCGGUCGGGGCGGGCGGUGUUGGAUGGAGGGGCCGGUCCGGAUCGCCCGCGCGCUCUGGAAUGUGCUGGGGGCGGCUGCCGAGCGGGAGCGGGGGCGCUCUGGGCACGGCCAGCCCGGCUGCUGAGAGUUUUCUCAGUACCUUAUCUUAGUCUGGAACUCUGCUUUCAAUUUCUGUAAUCUGGCGCUAUGCAUCCGGAUCCCAGACCCUUACAGGCACUGCUCUUCAUCACUGCUACAGUUCUCUUCUCUGCUACAAGUUCAGAUUUGAUUCCUCAUUUUAUUUCUGAGCCCCUGGCUACUAUCCAGAAGCCUGGUGUGCCUGUAAAGCUUCAUUGCUCUGCUGAACCCUCCACAGCUCGCAUUUCUUGGAUGUUUAACGGACAGAGGUUGGACAGCAGGGUGGAGGAAGUGGAGGUGCAGCUAGGAUCUUUGACAAUCUUCUCUCUCAGCCCCUCAAAUUCUGGUCACUAUCAGUGCAUUGCCAAUUACAGUGCUGGUGCAAUUGUGAGCAGGCCUGCUGUAGUAUCCGUAGGCUAUCUUGAUGAUUUUGAUACUUCAGUGAAACACAUAGUUACAGCAGAAGAAGGAAGUGCUGCCUUCAUUGGCUGUAAGGUACCAGAAAGUAACCCUAAAGCACAAGUUCGCUUUCGAGUACGGGGAAAAUGGCUGGAACAAUCAACAGAUAACUACCUAAUUCUUCCAUCUGGAAAUCUGCAGAUUUUGAAUGUCUCUUUGGAGGAUAAAGGCUCCUAUAAAUGUGCAGCAUACAACCCAGUCACUCAUGAUCUCAAAUUAGAACCCACUGGACAUAAGCUCAUAGUCAGCCGCACUUCUGCAGAAGGCUUUCGCAUUCUUCACCCCACCGUUUCUCAGGCUUUGGCGGUACCUCAGCACAGUCCCCUAACUCUAGAGUGUGUUGUUAGUGGGUUGCCUGCAUCUCAUGUCCACUGGUUUAAGGAUGGUCAGGAUGCACUGACUGGAAGCAGGUGGAGACUGCUGCAUUCUCAUCUUGUGACUGACAGACUUGAUACAUUGGAUGCUGGAAACUACUCCUGUGUGGUGGCAAAUGAGUCUGGAAUAGUGAAAUAUAUAAAUUAUACAGUAACUAUACUUGAAUCUGCCUCAAUUUCUAAAGGACUGCAGGAUCAAACAGUGGCUGUGGGUGCAACUAUACAUUUCUCAUGUGACAUUCAUGGAAACCCUGCUCCUAAUCUUACCUGGUUCCAUAAUGCAGCUCCUAUCCAUCUGUCUCCACGACAUCUGGUCACAGGAAACAGGUUGAGAAUCAGUGGCAUCACCAAGGAGGAUUCUGGGUUGUACCAGUGUGUGGCAAACAAUGGGAUUGGUUUUAUGCAAUCCACUGGGAGACUUCAAAUCCAGACAGGCAAAGGUUCCAAGCCGGUUAUAGUUUCUUCACCAGCUAGUGCCAAUGUGGUAGAUGGUGGUGAUGUUACAUUGUCAUGCAAUGCCACUGGACUACCUGUUCCUGUAAUCCGUUGGUACAACAGCCAUGGACUUAUUACCAGCCAUCCCUCUCAGGUCCUACAUUCAAAACCACGAAAAUCUCCACAAACAAGAAGAGGCAGCACGAUUUUAGAACCCGUCUACUUCACCAUGUCUCGAGCGGGAUCGAGCUCCCUAUACAUUCAGGCAGUUACUCCAGAGCAUGCUGGGAAAUACUCUUGUGAAGCAACAAAUAAAUACGGCUCAGCGCUGUCCGACGCAUUUCUUACCGUUGUUCCUUUUGAAUCUAGUACAAAAACUGAAGAAGUCACUCCUAUGGAGGUUGCCCAAAGUGAUGAAGGCGAUGGAGAUUAUGAUACAGAAGUGGGGUUCUCAAAUUUGUCUCCGACAAAGUUGCAUCUUGAUGCAGUUGCUACAGAAAAGACACCCAAUGGGGCUUUGCCUCCCGAAGCCCCAAUCAUCCUCAGCCCUCCACAGACACUCAAGCCAGACAUGUAUAACCUGGUGUGGCGCUCUGGAAAGGAUGGCGGCUUGCCCAUCAAUGCUUACUUCGUGAAAUAUCGCAAGCUGGAUGAUGGUGUCAGUGUCAUGGGAAGCUGGCAUACAGUUCGUGUUCCUGGAAGUGAAAAUGAGCUGCUUCUCUCAGAACUAGAGCCCUCCAGCCUCUAUGAAGUUCUGAUGGUAGCGAGGAGUGCUGCUGGUGAAGGCCAGCCUGCCAUGCUUACAUUUCGCACCAGCAAAGAAAGAACAUCCUCCUCAAAAAACACUCAGCCCCCAUCUCCCCCACAUGGCAUUCCUAAACAUCCUGUCAUUCAGGAAGGGACAAAUAACUUUGGGGUGGUCCUUCCAGACCUGUCUCGACACAGUGGAGUUCCAGAAGCUCCAGAUCGCCCUGCUAUCUCCACAGCUUCCGAGACCUCUGUCUAUGUCACAUGGAUCCCACGUGCAAAUGGUGGCUCCCCCAUCACUGCCUUUAAAGUCGAGUACAAGCGUAUGAGCCGAAACAGUGAUUGGCUAAUUGCAGCCGAUAGCAUCUCUCCUUCUAAACUGUCAGUGGAAGUUCGCAACUUAGAGCCAGGAGCAACGUACAAAUUCCGUGUGAUUGCUGUUAACAAUUACGGAGAUAGUCCACGAAGCUCACCGUCUCGGCCAUAUCAAGUUGCUGGCUUUACCAACCGUUUUUCCAACCGCCCAAUCACAGGACCUCACAUUGCCUACACUGAGGCAGUCAGCGACACUCAGAUCAUGUUAAAAUGGACUUAUAUUACUUCAAGCAACAACAAUACCCCCAUCCAAGGAUUUUAUAUCUAUUACCGGCCAACUGACAGUGACAAUGAUAGUGAUUACAAGAGAGAGAUUGUAGAAGGUACAAAGCAGUGGCACUUGAUAAGCCACCUGCAGCCAGAAACAUCUUACGACAUUAAAAUGCAGUGCUAUAAUGAGGGAGGAGAAAGUGAGUACAGCAACGUAAUGAUGUGUGAGACGAAAGUGAAACGCACACCUGGAGCAUCAGAAUAUCCAGUGAAGGAUCUGAGUACACCACCUAAUUCUCCUGAUCGUGCCGGAGGAGGCAAUGCUGGCCCAUCAAAUGGCCCUGUUCGGAGCAGUGACAUGCUAUAUCUGAUUGUGGGCUCUGUCCUUGGAGUGAUGGUCCUUAUUCUGAUAGUUUUCAUUGCCAUGUGUCUGUGGAAGAAUCGCCAGCAAAACGCCAUGCAGAAGUAUGACCCUCCUGGUUACCUCUACCAAGGUGCAGAUAUCAAUGGGCAAAUGGUCGAAUACGCUACUUUACCAGGCACAAACCGCAUCAAUGGCAGCAUACAUGGAAACUUCAUCAGCAAUGGUAAUCUCAGUAAUGGCUGUCCACACCUCCAUCUCAAGGUUCCCAAUGGAGUUAAUGGGAUCAUGAAUGGUGGCUUGAAUGGAGGGACUGGCCUUUACCCGGGGCACACCAACUCUCUAUCCAGGACACACGUGGAUUACGAACAUCCCCACCAUUUAGUGAAUGGUGGUGGAGUGUACACAGCAGUGCCUCAGACCGACCCCUCAGAGUGCAUCACUUGCCGGAACUGUCGAAACAAUAACAGGUGUUUCACCAAAACCAAUGGCACUUUUAGCAGCAAGACACUACCUGUGGUGCCCAUAGUAGCACCUUAUCAACAGGACAGUUUAGAGAUGAAACCGAUGAAUCAUGUGAUGGUAGCCAUGUGUUUAGCCUCCACGGUCCCAGAACGCAGCGUCGAGAUGGAGGAAGACAGCAAGGAGAAAGUGGAGCAGCCAUCCACUCAGCAUUCUUGCUGUCAGGAAAAUAUGAAUCCGAUUAACAUAGAUUACCCAGAAGGUGACGUCUGUGCACAUUCGGAAACAUCAAAUCCUAUUUUGAGCUGGAGCCCUCUUAUUCUGCAGCCUGUUUCAAAGGACUGUAAUGAAAAAUCAGGAUGGAAUUCACCUGGUGUCCCUUUAAACAGCUCCGGGGACCUUCGACAGCUCCACACGCAGGAAACCUGAAGAAGCAGCAACUGUUUUCCCACUCAAAACCAGUAACUGCACAGCAGAGUCACGGACGAGGACUGAUGGAUGGGGUGUUAAUUAUAACAGAGAGAGUCACUAUUUAUUUUUUGUAGUAGUGUCAUGAAUGUAUCUUGUUUAAAAUGUUGGCCUUUUAAUAUUAUUUAUGCCUUGAGAAAUUCCUUUGUUUCUUCCACACCCUGUGGAAUUAGCCUGGUUAUGUAUAAAGUUUUGUAAUAAUAUAAAGAACAACAAUGGGAAAUACAGAGUGUGUUUUCCAUGGAUAUUACCAGCAUGAGAAGCACUUCUGCAAAGGAGCAUUGAUGUUGAGUGUGCAGAUUUUCGAGUGGAUCUAACCCGAGUGGUUCUGAAGUUCAUAGCAGAUUAUAGCCACCCUAUAGAGCUGCUGUGUCACUGGCAUUUGUUGCAAUAUUUUUACGGCUGAUUUGCCUGACUACAUUCAAAUGCUGCUGUUUCAGGCUCUCUUGAUGGAAAGAGAUUUGAUAAUGGAACCCCAGCAUAAUGAACCCCAGCCGAUCUGUUUAUACGAAUGGUACAGCUGGUCGAGUAGUAAUACAUCUAUUUGGGAGCCAGAGCCCUGCAUUCAGUUGGAUACUACUUAUCAUAUUUUUAGUUAUCUCCAAGUAUUGGAAAACCUCUAAUGUUCAGAGAAAAUUUCAUCAUUCCCCAAACUUUCAUGCCAUCUAACAGGACUGAUUUAUCUGAACAUUCUUACUGGAAGGUCACUAUUUGUUGUUUUUAAAAGUAUUCAUGAUCUAAUCAGGGAACAGAAAGUAUUCCAUAUGACUUGUGGGACCAGCUAUAUAAUAUACAUAAGGAAUAAUCUACAUGAAUAAUUUGUGAACAGCCUGGAGUCUGAGCAUUGUUUAUUCAAGCUCGUCAGCACAUAGUGAUUUCUCUGAACGUAUUUGUUAUUCUUGUUAAAGGCUCUCAACCAAAAAAGGCUGCUAAAUUCAGAAGAGUUAUUGGCAGCAACUCUCUUAUUAGCCAGUUGUUUUGCAUUCUUGUGCAUGUUUUAAAUUUCGCUGCAGGUAAAUCGGGCUCAAUUUUCUAAAUUUACAUCUUAAACCUGCUCAUGCAUGCGCACCUUGGGAUUGAUAAACCAAGAAUAAAUGCCGGCAGGUCAAAGUGAACUCACUCUGAAAUAAGCGACAGAGUCCUUUGGCACCUUUGUAGACCAACAGACGUAUUGGAGCAUAAGCUUUCGUGGGUGACAUGCAUCUGACG
Gopherus evgoodei (Goodes thornscrub tortoise) is the source of this 5224-nucleotide messenger RNA. It is a transcript of the gene CDON, whose product is annotated as cell adhesion associated, oncogene regulated. Gene Ontology annotation, biological process: cell-cell adhesion; nervous system development; axon guidance. Gene Ontology annotation, molecular function: protein binding. The record is from RefSeq and is a predicted model, not a curated record. The coding region runs from base 194 to 3976 and encodes 1260 amino acids. Lineage: Eukaryota; Metazoa; Chordata; Testudines; Testudinidae. The transcript is spliced from 20 exons. Gene Ontology annotation, cellular component: plasma membrane; axon.